Messenger RNA from Trypanosoma brucei brucei TREU927, 327 nucleotides. RefSeq lists its product as hypothetical. Lineage: Eukaryota; Euglenozoa; Kinetoplastea; Trypanosomatida; Trypanosomatidae. The transcript has a single exon. The record is from RefSeq and is a predicted model, not a curated record. The coding region runs from base 1 to 327 and encodes 108 amino acids.
AUGCAAAAGGUCGGCGUCAAGGCAUUGUACUCCAGGCGCCAAGAGAUUAAGGAGCGGAUGAUGCAUUAUAAUGCUGCCUGCAGACGGGACAUGAGGCUUAGCGACCUGCGGCUUCGGCGGGAGGAGUCAGACAAGCCUGCCCAGCCCACAGCCAACGAAUAUGCUUUUAUAGGAUCUGAAUUCGAGUGCGAUCUGACCGACCCAUCGGUAGUCGACCUUCUCGUUGAGUUGGAGAACGAGAUUCGAAAUGAGCAGAUGAUUGAGUUGUAUGAAGAAGCCCAAAAUCAAGACUGGGAGGCAUACUAUUUUCACCUGUGCAGCCCGUAG